AUGUUUUAUCUUUACCGGAAAUUGAACGGGCUGAAUUGCAGAUAUUUCCAUGUAGUGAGGGCAAGCUCUGCUGAAUCACAUUACGAAGGUGGAUUAUUUAAGUUGGAAUUAUUUUUACCGGAGAACUAUCCAAUGUCUCCUCUAAAUGUGAGAUUUUUGACAAAAAUCUUUGACCCUAAUAUAGAUAAGUUAGGAAGAAUAUGUUUAGAUAUUUUAAAAGACCAGUGGUCGCCAGCUCUUCAAGUUAGAAUAGUUCUCUUAUCUGUUCAAGCAUCAAUAAUCAGCCCAAACCCUGAUGAUCCUCUUGCAAAUGAUGUUGGUAAUAUGUGGAAAAAUAAUUUAAUAUCAGUCGUGCCUAUAUGA
Diabrotica balteata is the source of this 363-nucleotide messenger RNA. The record is from the annotation of a GenBank genome assembly. NCBI's taxonomy places the organism in Eukaryota, Metazoa, Arthropoda, Insecta, Coleoptera, Chrysomelidae.